Messenger RNA from Drosophila grimshawi, 1336 nucleotides. RefSeq lists its product as uncharacterized. The coding region runs from base 126 to 1214 and encodes 362 amino acids. The transcript has a single exon. Lineage: Eukaryota; Metazoa; Arthropoda; Insecta; Diptera; Drosophilidae. The record is from RefSeq and is a predicted model, not a curated record.
AUUAACAGCAUAGACUUAUCGAACUAACAGAGAUGCCAAUUGCCAGAGAUCUCCAUUCAAAAUGAAUUAUUAAUCUACUAACAAUAAAAAUGUAAAUAGAAUUUAUUGACAAAUUAAUGUAAUCCAUGGAUGCGUACAUACGAAAUGAGCUAAGUGUGGACGGUAAUCUGACACUGGAACAAGCGGCAAUGCAUUCCGCCAAAUUGAUCGCCUGGCUCUUGGAUUGCCAGGAUCAGAUGAUGGGCCAGAAGGAGGAGCGGGAUCAGCUGGUACUCAAUUAUCUGGAUGUGGAGUGCAUGUUCAAGGCGACACUGUAUCUGCACGAAUGCUAUGCGCAGCUGGGCGAUCAGCUAGUGAAAGCAGUGCUCCUCCAAUCCACUCAAGCACAUGCGGUUAUUAGACGCUACUACGACAUGGAUCGGAGGCAGUGCAUCCGGGCGAUGUGCGCCAAUAUUAUUAAUGGUACACUCAAUGGCCACACGCUCGCCCCGCUCCUCUAUAAAAUGCACAAAGCGUAUGCCCAACUCCAACCAGCCUGGGAUAUCAUCAAGGAUUUGGAUUGGUCCGAGUUGAGCAGGGACAAGGAAGAGGAAUAUAGCCGGUUGAAUGUCGCUGCUAUGGAGCUGAAUAUCGAUGUGUUACAAAUGCAUCAACUGGUGCGACGCAUCUUUCGCCUAGCCACCGUGGAGCACAUCAAAAUAGCGUUGAAGCGUGCAAUGACACUGAUCUCCUCGGAUUUGUGGCUGCAUUUAUUCCGGGAGAGCAAGGAGAGCAUUCUCUACACACGCUGUUAUCUGUUGCGCCACAUGAUCUGUGAUAUGCUCAUCGAGGUGCAAGUGGAGAUGGAGGACACUGCCUGCUCCAGUUUUGUGCAAAACAUUUAUCAGUUUGUUGUUUUUGCCAACAGCGGAUCAAAUUUGUCGCGUUUAUUUUGCUGGUUGCGCCACGUACGCUUCGCUAGCGCCUUGGGAAGCUAUUUCCAUGCCUAUUGGCUGCAACAAUUGCCUCAUUUGCAGGUGGAUGACAUACAAUGUGCGCCAGAGGCGCCACUUGUAUCCCUACCGCUGGACGAGAUUUUAUACUUGACACAUUUGCUGCUCGCGCCCAAAUCACCGUGCAGAAGCAGAUUUUAUCAGCAGCUCCAAACGCUUCCUGCGCCGCACCUGAAUCGACUGAUGCAACUGCUCAAUAAGGUGGCCUAUGUUUAUAGCUAAUAAAAGUAAAAAGAAUUACAUAACGCAAAUUCAGAUUGUUUUUAUAAAGUAAAUGCAUAGUCAAAUAAACGCCAGAUGGCGCCCAAGUGCAACCGUAAGCAAACGUUCGCUUACAAAAUGCA